This is a messenger RNA of Ostertagia ostertagi, 384 nucleotides long. NCBI's taxonomy places the organism in Eukaryota, Metazoa, Nematoda, Chromadorea, Rhabditida, Trichostrongylidae. The record is from the annotation of a GenBank genome assembly.
AUGUUCUUUGUCAAGGGUGAAAUGGUGGAUCGGAUCGAGUAUAAUGUGGAACAUGCGAAGGAGUUUGUUGAUCGGGCGGUGGCGGACACCAAAAAAGCCGUUCAGUAUCAAAGCAAAGCACGACGGAAAAAGAUCUGCAUAAUCAUAACAGUAAUUGUGAUACUACUCAUCAUCAUUCUCGUCAUCAUCAUUUGGGUUGCGACGGCGAACGCAAGCACUCCGUCAUUGCCUAAGGUGGACGUAGACCAGUCGUCUCAGAGUGGUAGAGUUAAGAACGACAAGGAUGAUGCGCAUCAGCGUAAGAAGAUCAUAAUACUCAUCAUUGUCGUCAUCCUCAUAGCCAUCGCAGCGCUAAUUAUUAUGAGUUUUAUUCCUGGAAUAUAA